Molecule: messenger RNA, 5683 nt
Organism: Salvia miltiorrhiza (redroot sage)
Lineage: Eukaryota; Viridiplantae; Streptophyta; Magnoliopsida; Lamiales; Lamiaceae
Exons: 12
Coding region: 522-3926 (1134 amino acids)
Source: RefSeq, a predicted model, not a curated record
AACAGUAUAUAUAUAUUACGAAUAGUAAAUAAUGUUAAUAAUCUAUAUAUCCUUAAUUCAAAUACCAUCCUUUUCUUUUUAUUAGGAAAUAAGUUGGUUGUUCUAAAAAGAUUUGUUUUAGAUUCUUUUGACUAUUUCAUGUAUAUCUCCUGAUUUUGUUAGCCAAAUCUACAAUGUAAUCUCUAUAUAUAUUUGAAUUAUUGAGCUGAGUGGUCAUGUCUCUUCUCCUUCUACUGUAGUAAAUUCAUGUGAUUAAUCUAAUCUGCACACAUUCAGCGUCACAGCCGCUCUCCUCUCUCGUGACCGUCUUCUCCGGCUCGUCCAGCUCCAGUCCGGACGGCAGACCGUCUUCUCCAGUCGGUGGCGCCGACAGCCCCGCCACUGUGAGCACGAGCGUCCCCCUUCCAGGUGUCCACCCGGCGGCGUGGCAACACAAGUUUCAUUUAAGAUAGGUGAUUUGAAGUAGAAGUUAUUUUUAUUGGUGGAUUAAAAGAAGGAGCUUUGCAGCUGAAUAACUUGAGAUGGAUCAUCAAUGGGUAAAGAAUAGGAAUCGAAUUUCUUCAGAGUAUAUUGAUGGAAUAAAGGAGUUCAUGCAUGUUGCUAGACAAAGUUUGAAUUUAGAUGGAUUAACCUUGUGCCCUUGCAACAACUGUUUGAAUACAAGAUUGCAAAGUAUGGAAGACAUUAAACUUCACUUGAUUGAUGUGGGAAUUGAUACUUCAUACACACGAUGGGUCUACCAUGGUGAGGAAAAAACAGAUGAGGAUUUUGAUGGGGUUUUUGCUAAUGACGAUGUUGGUUUAGAAGCAGGAUUACAUGAUGCAGUCGGUAAUCAAUUUUUUGAUAUUGGGCCGACGGACGAUUUAAUCGAAAACCAACAACCAAAUCAUGAGAAUAAUGCUCGUUAUGAGAAGUUAUUUGAAGCUGUGCAUAAUCCUCUAUAUGAGGGAUGUGGCGAGUCUGCGUUGACUUUUGUUGUGAAGCUAAUGAAUAUUAAAGUGUUGAACAAGUGGAGUGAUAAAUCAUUCGAGAUGCUACUGAAAUUAUUGCACGAGGUAUUGCCCCAAGAUAAUAAUUGCCCCGAUAGUUAUUAUAACACUAGGAAAUUGCUUUGUGAAGUCGGAUUAGGAUACGAUACUAUUGACGUUUGUCUAUAUGAUUGUGCCAUCUUUUAUGGAGAAUACGAAAAUGCUACAGUGUGUCCAGUUUGUAAAAGCGGUCGAUACAUACGUCAUAAGAUUCCACAUAAAAGGUUGCGAUACUUUCCUAUCACGCCUCGUCUAAAGAGACUUUAUGCUUCAAGGCACACGGCUAGAAAUAUGCGUUGGCAUAAAGAAGUUCGUAAAGAAGAGCCCGGUGUCUUACGUCAUCCUGCUGAUGGGAAGGCAUGGAAAAAUUUUGAUGAGUUAUAUCCUGAUUUUGCUUCCGAUUCAAGGAAUGUAAGAAUGGGCCUAGCUUCAGACGGGUUUAAUCCGUUUAGCAAUAUGUCAACAUCACAUAGUAUUUGGCCGGUUAUUUUGAUGCCUUAUAAUAUGCCUCCAUGGUGUACAAUGCAUAAGAGCAACUAUCUCUUGACAUUAUUAAUUCCGGGGCCAAAGUCUCUUGGCAAAGACUUUGAUAUUUUUAUAAGGCCGCUCGUGGAUGAACUUAAAGCUUUGUGGCAAACUGGGGUUCAGACCUAUGAUGAAUAUUCUAAAUCACAAUUCACACUUCGUGCAGCCGUUAUAUGGACAAUAAGUGACUUUCCAGCAUAUGCUUACUUAUCUGGAUGGAGCACGAUGGGAAAAUUAGCAUGUCCAAUAUGUCUAGAGGACACUCGUUAUAGAAGAAUUCGUGGGAAACAAUGUUAUGCAGGUCACCGAUCUUUUUUAGAUGAGACACACACAUGGCGAAGAAGCACAGAAUAUGACGGAAAAGCCGAAAGAAGAAGACCACCUCGUAAAUUUUCCGGUGAGGAUAUUUUGUUACAAUUAGACGGGUUACCUGCAUUGACUCCUGGUAAAGCACCAAAUAAUGAAGACAGGAAGCGCAAACGAGGUGUGGAUGAGUUGAAUUGGACUAAAAAAAGUAUCAUGUUUGAACUGCCAUAUUGGUCGAAGUUGUUAAUGCGUCACAACCUUGAUGUCAUGCACAUAGAAAAGAAUGUUUGCGACAAUAUCAUUGGGACCUUGUUAAACGAUCCUUAUAAAUCUAAGGAUACGCCAAAUGCACGCUUAGACUUGCAGGAUCUCAACAUUCGGAAGGAAUUAUGGCUGAGGAAGAGAAAUGAAAAAUUUGUUAAACCUCACGCAAAUUACACGUUGAGUAAAGUAGAGUGUGUGAAGUUUUGUGAUUUUAUUAAGUCUAUUCGUCUACCAGAUGGGUAUGCAUCAAACAUUAGUCGAUGCGUGAUGAGUUCCAACACACUUGGGGGAAUGAAAACUCAUGAUUGCCAUGUGUUGCUCCAAAAAAUACUACCGGCAGCCAUUCUUCCGUUCUUAGAAAAGAAAAUACGCGUCGCGCUUAUUGAGGUAUCUCAGUUCUUUCAAAAGUUAUGUGCUAAGACAUUAUACGUUAGUGAGCUUGAGGAUAUGAAGAAUGGGAUUGUUAUCUUAUUGUGUAAACUUGAAAAGAUAUUUCCGCCGGCAUUUUUCACUAUUAUGGUCCAUUUAUGUGUCCAUUUACCGGAGCAAGCAUUGUUAGGAGGACCGGUCAACAUGAGAUGGAUGUUUGGGAUUGAACGUCGUAUGGGUACAUAUAAAGGAUAUGUUCGUAAUUUUGCACGCCCUGAUGGAUCUAUCUCUGAAGCAUAUAUUGUUGAUGAGGCGAUUACAUUUCUGUCUCGUUAUUUACUUAAUACUGAGACAAGAUUUACUCGUUUAGAACGAAAUUGGGAUAUAUCUAUUGCAAAAUACUCAAUGGAGAUAUUUAACAACCAAAUUCGCACAUUGGGAGCACCUACUUUUGAACUUUUGAAGGAUUAUCGCAAUACAGCGCACUGGUAUAUUCUAAAUAACUGCGGAGAUACAGUCGACAUUUUCAUAAAUGAGCAUAAAGAAAUUCUACGAUCUAAGAAUAUACGAGAGGAAGAUGUUGAUGGAAUUCAAAAAAAUGAAUUUCCUACUUGGUUCAAGGAAAAGAUGUCUGUUCUUAGAGUUAAUAAUGAUCCUAGAGCUACCGAUGAUUUGUAUUCACUCUCACAAUGGCCGGAUGAUCGCUACCGAAGUUGGUUUAGUUGCAUUGUCAAUGGUGUAAGAUUUCGUUGCAAGAUACGUGAUGACAAGUUCAAGACACAAUGUAGUGGAGUUAGUACAUGGGGUGAUGGAGGGGUUGAUGAUAUCUCGCACUACGGUGUAUUGAUUGAAAUCUUAGAGCUAGACUAUAUCAACCAAAGAAAAGUGUUCUUGUUCCGUUGCAAAUGGUACAAUUCUGAUCCAAUGGGGAAAAGAAUGGUAGUUGAUCACAACUUGACAUCAAUUGAUGUGACAUCUGAAUGGUAUAAAGAUGAACCAUUUAUUUUGGCCACACAAGCUCAACAAGUAUUUUAUUUGCAAGACCUAUCUCGAGGGAAGAAUUGGAUGGUUGUGCAAAAGGUAAACCACCGUAAUAUUUUUGAUAUUGUUGAACGUGAAGAAGGAGAAGAAGAGCCCAUUACCAAUGAAGUAUUUCAAGAGGAUGAUUCAAGUGAAUUGCCACAUUUUCAUCCAACAGAAGAUGUAGUUGAAACAAGUUCAUUGGUUAGAGAAGAUAUUGAUCCAAUCACGAUUCCAGAUGGAUUGAUGAUUUCACUACAUGUUGGAGAUUACGAUGACAUUGGGGAGGAUACGGAUGAAAAUAGUGGCGAUGAAAGAUUUAUCGUCAAUGAUGAAUCCAUUUUAGAGUCUGAUGUUAAUGAAAACUCCAAUGACUCAGAUUUUCAAAGUGAUGAUGAUAUUGAUAGUACAUGAGUAUACACUUAAUACGUGGCUGGUUGAAGGGGAGGACUCCGUGCACCUAGAAGACAUGCCAGUGCAAGCUCGAUUCGAAUUAUGGUAGGGGUUCUUUCGCUUUUGCUAGAUCUAGAGAGAUACUACAAGUUGUCCGUCCCAGAUUCCAUCGCCGCGGCCAUCUGGUUCACCGGUGUAGCCUUCCCAACAUCAAAUUCCCCAAACUCAUAUUUAGAUUUUUACCAAAACUUCACACAACCCUCAAUUCAGCGAUGGUAGCUGCGAGUGCAACCCCAAUCAAGGGCGCCGGAGGCAGGCAAGGCGGCAAGAGGAAGAAAUCAUACCGAGAUCCGUCAAGGUGACGCUCCAAUUCCGGGUUGUGCGCUCCGCUCGUUUUCUGAAGAAGGGGCGCUACGCCCAGGCCCAGCGUAUGGGCACCGGAGCGCCGCGCCCAUCUAUAUGGCUUUUGUGCUCGAGUACCUUGCCGCUGAGGUGUUGGAAUUGGCCGGAAACGCGGCGUGUUACAACAAGAAGAGUAGGAUUGUGUUCAUUCAAGGGUUUUGGGCUUCUUUUGGUUAUGAAAUUCUAGCAUGUGCUUGCCUUUCCUGCUUUCGUCUAUGGCGAAGAAGGUCUGAUUUGGUAUCAGGGGGUUCCAGGAGCUUAUAGCGAGGCUGCUGCUUUAAAAGCAUAUCCAAAAUGUGAGACUGUUCCAUGUGACCACUUUGAGGCUGCAUUCAAGGCAGUUGAGUUGUGGUUAGCAGACUAAGCACUACUUCCCAUCGAGAAUUAAGUUGGAGGGAGCAUUCGUUGGUAACUAUGACUUACUUCUUCGCCAUAGGCUGCAUUCAAGGGUUUUGGGCUUCUUUUUGUUUUUGUUUUUUUUUUUUCUUUUGCUUCUUUUCAUGUCAAGAAUUUUUUAUGUAUUAUUUUUAAUUGUAGGUUCUGGAAUUUUGCUCCUGUUUUUUCUUUUCUAUUCUUGCUUCUCUUUGCACGACCUCAUCUUUGAAUUGAAGAAUUUUCAGUGGAGGCUACUGCUAAAAUGGGUGGAUCUUUUUUGUUUGCUUGAGAAAUUGCUAUAAAUUGGGGGAUAGACUUAUAAUUUGCUGGUGUUAGUUAACUAGUUCGUGAUUUGAAAAAUAAUGAGUAUGAUUCGGUAAGCUCUUGACGUUGGAGGGUUCUGUAGAAUGCUACUGAAAGUAUGUUUUGUUAUUUAACUGGAUGGCAUUGCAAAGCCUAAACUAUCUGACAUUCGUGCAGGUUAUUGUGGGAGAAACAGUAAUGCUGUAAACAUGGGGAAUAAGGGAAGCUGGUUUUCAGCAAUCAAAAGGAAAUGAGUACAUUGACAAGGCCGAAACACUAUGCCAGAAGCGUGCAGUGGAAGCAUUCCGGUUGGACCCUGCAAAAUGGGGAGUAAACGUGCAGCCUCUAUCAGGAUCUCCAGCAAACUUUCAUGUUUACACUGCUUUACUUAAACCGCAUGACAGAAUUAUGGCACUUGAUCUUCCUCAUGGAGGGCAUCUUUCUCAUGGUUACCAGGACUUGCUAACUGGUGGUACGGACCCCAUUGUGAAAUCGAGGAUUGCAAAAAAGUUGCAGGGUAAAAGGUCGCAGAUGCUCAUCAACCCAUGGAGCAUAGGAUGUAAACAAUAGGACUUGUUUCCUUCUUUCAUUUUCUUUCUUUUUAGGAAGACACUUCGAAUUAUAUGUUUAUCAAUGUAUCUAUCAUUGUAUGCGAUACAUGAAAAGAUUGUAUUUCAUAAUUCAUUAUAUUUGAUUCA